AUGUCCGAUGCUGUAUAUGAACUAAUCCCUAUUCUACAGCCUGAGCGAGCACGAAGUUGUGGAUUUAGUGGACGGCUGAACCGACGGACGAUUGACCCAUGCAUUAUUCUACAGCUUGGACUACGACUACCUGGAACAGAGCAACUGGUGCUUGACUACGAAAAGCUCGGGGCUGUAUCUCGGUUUGUGGUGAAUGCAUCACUAGCAUCUUCUGACGGAAUUCAUGAUCUUAGCUUAAUUAUUAGUCCUAGCGAUCCAAAGCGACUGGCAUAUUUUGAACAGAAUGUACCAUCGUCGCACAAUACGUUGACCAGUUCAUCGCAAUCAUUUACACCUACUUUAGUCUCGACUCAACCUUCAAUUGAAACAAAUAAUGUACUCUCUAAUACUGUGGAUUCAAAUAAUAUAUAUUCACAGCAACCAACACAUAUUGCCUAUACCACGUCGCCUUUGGAGUCUUCAUACGCAUUGCAUCCAGCUGCUUCCGAAGCAAAUACUCACCAGCAAUCACGUCGCCAUCCAAACAGAUCCAAGCCAAGAUCUCAUUCCAAUCCACAGACCUAUUUGGCUCCACCUCCAAUAUUCAUCUCUAGUCAUACCGUAUCUAGUCCUAUAUGCAGUCCUACUAACCCUGUACCUUUUGCUGUACAAGACACCGUGCUUCCACCCAAUCCUUCUGUAGAUAAAGUAACUGAUGUUUCGUCCAAGUCUACAGUCAAGUUGAAAUCAAAUACACCACUAUUGUCAAACUACCCAUACAAUCCCAAUCAGGAUCGUACUGCAGAUAUAAUAGAGCAGCCUUAUCCUGGAAGCAAUCAAAUCGUUAGCUCUUUAUUUGGAUCAACAAUGUCGACAUGUUUUUGUCUUUCAAAUUUAGAUGGCCAUGUCGGGGCAUAUUUUUUAUUUCCUGAAAUAUGCCUGCGCCUUGAAGCUGCACUGCACAAGCUCCUCAAAGAUCCAUUGCAACGUUACUAUCUAAUUCAUUCACAUCGUAUAAUCCUCGCAUAUUCCCAGGAAUGCAAACCGAGAGAUGAUAUGGGGGUAGAAUGUGGAGAAUCACCGGAUCUUGUGCAUCAUUUUUUGCGUCAAGGAGCUCCAGUUUUGGUUAGAUCCAAGGCGCCAUCAAAGAAAACAGCAUCGAUACGAUCUACCGUAUUAAAGAAAUCACAGUCGGACAGAUCCAAGGCAGUUGUUGGUGAAGAUAUGAGUGGUAGCUCUGCAAAUAAUGAUAAGAAGUGA
This is a messenger RNA of Batrachochytrium dendrobatidis JAM81, 1239 nucleotides long. RefSeq lists its product as uncharacterized. The record is from RefSeq and is a predicted model, not a curated record. The coding region runs from base 1 to 1239 and encodes 412 amino acids. NCBI's taxonomy places the organism in Eukaryota, Fungi, Chytridiomycota, Chytridiomycetes, Rhizophydiales. The transcript has 6 exons.